Darwinula stevensoni is the source of this 444-nucleotide messenger RNA. NCBI's taxonomy places the organism in Eukaryota, Metazoa, Arthropoda, Ostracoda, Podocopida, Darwinulidae. The record is from the annotation of a GenBank genome assembly.
AUGCUUGUUGGAUUCGCAUAUUUUUCUUCGACUCUUGCUGGGUCGUCCGAUGAGCGAUUGAAGGUAUUUCGAAGCGAUUUCGCGCAGGUCGUCGAGGAACCGAACCCAGCCUGGAACGAUCUGGCUCGGGCGCUGACGCACCUGGAGGAGCCGGGCGCGGAUCACCCGGUGCACCCGCCCGCCCCGCUGUCCCGGUGGAUGCCGGAUGACCUGAGCGGAUUCUACCGGUACAAUGGAUCCCUCACGACGCCUGCCUGCGACGAGGUGGUCGUCUGGACGGUUUUCGAGACGCCCAUCUCCAUCGGCCGGCGACAGUUGCGGCGAUGGCACCGGCUGACGUCGAAGACGGGGGGCAGGCUGACGGGGAACAUCCGGCCCCUGCAAGUCCGGAACGACCGGCCGAUCCUCUACGAUCCGGGAUUUCCGUUUUCGUCUUUUGGGUGA